ACGUACGAGAGGCAGGUCGUUAUUCUUUCACUUCUACAUGUACGAUGUGCAUAAAACCACCAUCAUCUCGUAAAAACCGCUUUCUUCUUCAUAUUCUAAGUUGCAUUAACUGAAAUGUGGUCGGCAGAACGUUGAACUUACCGGCUGCCAUGAGCGGACAACGCUUUUAAGCGCAUUAGGUUACUUUUCAAGCAGUUUUUGAGGUUAAGUAACCAACACCUCGAUUGAGAUUUAUUGCUUAAGUGUUAAUUUUGUGUUUGGCAGUGUUUAAUUAGUGGUUUAAGGGGGCAAGAUGACGUUGAAUCAUGCACUGGGUGCUGUCAUCGCACUGACUUGUAUUGCUUGCUACUAUAACAGUUGCUAUUGUGAUUUUGUGUUUGACGAUAUUAGUGCUAUUAAAGAAAAUCGAGAUCUAAGACCUCACACUCCGAUUUCGAACUUAUUUUUUAAUGAUUUUUGGGGUACACCCAUGCACAAGGAGCAAAGUCAUAAAUCAUACAGACCACUUUGCGUCUUAACGUUUAGGCUGAACUACUUAUUUGGACAACUUGAACCACUCGGCUAUCAUUUGGUCAACGUGCUACUGCACUUGCUAGUUUGUCUUAUGUAUUACAGGUUAUGCCUAAAGUUUUUACCUGACAUAACGAGCUUCGUCGCCUCUAUGUUAUUUGCUGUACAUCCAAUACACAGUGAAGCGGUGACUGGCGUAGUUGGCAGAGCGGAAACCCUUUCGUCCGUCUUUUUUCUUGGCGCCUUCCUCUUUUAUUCAAAGGCAACGAAAAAUCGGAAGUGCACAGAAUGGAAAUAUAUUAUAUUUUCAAUGGUAUCUAUAGCAGUGGCCAUGCUAUGCAAGGAACAAGGUAUUACAAUUGCUGGAGUCUGUGCUGCUUACGAGAUAUUUGUGGUGCAGAAGGUUAAACUGGAUGAUAUAAACCACUUCCUUAAGGCAGCAGUAACUGCAAAAUCAAGUUAUCAUCUACCAAAGUCAAACGCAGGCACCAAACGCCUCUUCGUUCUUUUUAUCACUACAAUCCUUCUUCUAUUAGCCCGUCUUCAAAUUAUGGGAUCGCAAUUGCCAGUUUUCACGAGGUUUGAUAACCCCGCUUCUGUAGCUCCUACCCCAUCCAGACAGCUCACCUAUCACUACUUGAUUAGCAUCAACUUGUGGUUGCUACUGUUUCCUUGCAAUUUAUGCUGUGAUUGGACGAUGGGUACUAUUCCAUUAGUAGAAUCAUUUUUGGAUGUAAGAAAUUUAGCAACUAUUGCUACUUAUGGAUUUUUUAUUAUGAUUUCGACCACUGCGCUGCUUACGAGGAAUAAUCAUCAGAGUUUGGUUUUGAUUAUGGGCACCUCUCUCCUGGUUUUACCCUUUAUACCGGCCUCCAAUUUGUUUUUCCCCGUGGGUUUUGUAGUAGCCGAGAGAGUACUUUAUAUGCCCUCGAUGGGCUUCUGUAUGCUUAUUGGAUAUGGAUGGCAAAUUCUCUGUCGAAAAACUGGAAAAAAGUUGGCCUGGAGCUUUAUUUGUCUGCUAAUACUCUCCCACGGGAUCAAAACCUAUUUAAGAAACUGGGACUGGGAAAACGAAUAUACGAUCUUUAUGUCCGGCUUGAGGGUGAAUCAACGUAAUGCGAAGCUAUUUAAUAACGUUGGACACGCACUUGAGAGCCAAGGGAAAUUCGAAGAUGCCCUGGAUUUUUUUAAAACUGCUGUUAGUGUACAGCACGAUGACGUCGGGGCAUAUAUAAACGUCGGAAGGACAUACAAUCACCUUAAAAUGUACAAAGAGGCUGAAGAAGCUUAUCUUAAGGCGAAAUCCCUGCUUCCGAAAGCUAAACCUGGGGAAUCCUAUCAGGCGAGGAUAGCUCCCAAUCACUUAAACGUUUUCCUGAAUUUGGCUAAUCUUAUUUCGAAAAAUCACACCAGGUUAGAAGAAGCUGAUAUGCUCUACAGGCAAGCUAUAAGCAUGAGAGCGGAUUACACCCAGGCUUAUAUUAAUAGAGGAGAUAUAUUGAUAAAAUUGAAUAGAACCAAAGAGGCACAGGAGGUGUAUGAAAGGGCACUUUUGUACGACAGCAACAAUCCGGAUAUCUAUUAUAAUCUUGGAGUAGUCUUUCUGGAGCAAGGUAAAGCUUCGCAAGCACUAGCAUAUUUAGACAAGGCAUUGGAAAUCGAUCCUGAACACGAGCAAGCCCUACUUAACUCCGCAAUACUUUUACAAGAAUUUGGACGACCCGAAUUUAGAAAAACGGCCAGAGAAAGACUAUUAAAACUUCUGGGAAAAGAUAAGCAAAACGAACGUGUUCAUUUCAACUUAGGUAUGCUAGCCAUGGACGAUAAAGAUAUUGCGGAAGCCGAACACUGGUUUAGAAGGGCGGUCCAUUUAAAAUCGGACUUUAGAAGUGCCCUUUUUAAUUUGGCCCUUUUAUUAGCUGACGACAUGAGGCCUUUGGAAGCAGCUCCAUUUUUAAAUCAGUUGGUUAAGUACCAUCCUGAUCAUGUCAAAGGCUUGAUUUUACUUGGAGAUAUUUAUAUAAAUAAUAUUAAGGAUUUGGAUGCUGCUGAGAAUUGCUAUAGAAGAAUCUUGGAACUGGAACCAGACAACAUCCAAGGUCUACACAACCUUUGUGUAGUGCACGUAGAGCGAGGGAAACUCCUGGAGGCACAAGAUUGCCUAGAAGAAGCCCACAGGCUGGCCCCAGAAGAAGACUACAUAAUAAAGCACCUAGGUAUAGUCCAAAACCGAAUAUCCAAGUUACACCUCAACGAGGACGUCGCAGAUCCGAAAGAAAAAAGCAAAGUGGUAUCCAACAAAAGUGUGGAUGAGAACGAAAAGAAAACUCAACCCGUUAUAAGUAAAGACACUGAAAAGCAACGCUAUAGUAGCAGAGUGGUAAAUACUAAGCCGCUGUUUAUGAAAAAUAUUGACAAUAGCAGCGAGUAUCCAAAUUUGACCGUUGAAAGCGAUGCGAGUGCGAGGAAAGCCGAGCGUAAUGCGAGUAACGUGAAAAGUCGACCGACUGGUGCAGACAAGGACGAUCCUUCAUCAGGGAUGUCUUAGCAAUGAGUAACUUUGUAAAUUUGACGGAGAAAAGAGACAGCUAUUUUAAUGAUAUAUUUUAAUACCGUUUUAAGACUACUCGUAAAAUUUUAAAGAAUUCUGGAGGACUUUUUUGUAUGUGUCUUUGCUGGGUUUAAAAUGGCUUUUAUUAAUUUAGUAAACACUUAGAGGUUACUAAUUUUUUUUCUAAGGGUUAUCAAAUGGUGCAUAAACUUAUGUAUAAAUAGAGCUUUAAUACCUUAAAUUGAUAUUAUCAAAUUAAUUUAAAACCUCAGCCCUUAGAACUCGUUUAGCCUGUGUGCCAAAAAUUAACAAAAACAAUUUCAAAACUUACUUAAAAUUAUCUAUUUUUAAAACUAAUUUAAUAAAACUCCUUUAGAAUCCAACACAAGGCGCCUAGUUGUAGUGUUCAUUCUGUGAUACUCAGAAUAAUCGUUUAAAUUUAUAUAAUGACACUAAAAAUAAUGACAAUGAUGUCUAAAUGCUGACCCCUUAUAGUUAUAUUAAGUUAAAUGUUUUAGACUAUUUGCUAUGAUGUUCUUAUUGGAAAUUUUAGAAAACAAUUUAUUAAAAAAUUGACACCUAAUGAAUAUCUUAAAUAAUUGUCAAUAAAUAGCAAUGGAUAAAAAAUAACCCUAACCUAAUUAUUUAUUUUGAAAAAUAAAAAGUUUAUUUAUUUAUUACACUUUUAGGCUCUGUGAUACGUAUUUUUAUAAAAUAAAUCCUACUUUAAGUUGAAAUUUUAAAAUCUAGAACAUAUUUUUCUUCUCUGAUAAAUAGCCACAUUUAAGCAAAAGUAAAAAGGUAUUUUCAAAAUAAAAUUAAAAGAAUAUGAUCAAUUAAUGAAUUUCGUCUGGCCCAUGAUGGAAAAUUUAUUUUUAGUUGUCCAAUUAGUCUUCCUAGUGUGUCAAAAAUAAAAUAAACAAAUUUGGUAAGAAAAGGUAUUUAACCUAAUAAUGAUACUUAGGAAUAUAUGAAGGUUCGUAUGUAUUAUCGUGAUUUAUAGUAAUGGUAACUUUUAUUGUCUUUGUUUUCGCAACUAUAAUUUACAAGAAAAGAUACAAGAGUGAUUAGCUCUUUUAGUAAAGAAUGAUUAUUAUCAUUAGGUAUUCAAAGUUUGGUAUUUUUAACCUAAUAUCUAUAGCAUUUGGGAUUGCUGGAACAUUUUUUAUACCUAAUUGACAUGUGAACUUUUUCAUACAUUCAACUUUUAGUAUUAUUGGGAAUAUAUUUUUGUAAGCAGAUAUGAAGAACGUUACAAUAGAUUUCUGGUGAAGAAAAAUAAUUGCCAUUAAUGGGCCAUCCUGUAAAUACAAACCUUAAUUCGUAAUGUACAUAAAACAUAGAUAUGAUAUGUAUGUAACUUAUAGAAACAGUGACGUUAGAGUUGUAAACAGUUAUUAUUAAUAUUAUUAGCUGGCGUAAAAUCAAUUCUCUUAAUUUUUAUUUUGUAAAUGUGCCUUGACAAUUUUUUAAUUAAUUAAGGCGUAAAAUGUACUUAAAUAUAACAUGAUUUUGUAAUAUAGGAUAUAAAUAUUUUUCUAUGUUGUGAAAUUGUUCAUAGAAAAUAACUUAAUAUAAACAUGUAAAAUCUAAUGUGAAAAUUAUAAAUAUUAUUGUCCUAUGACUGAGUUCCGUUAUGUUAAUUCUUUUUUCAGAUUUUUCUAAAAAAUUGUUAACCC
Anthonomus grandis grandis is the source of this 4740-nucleotide messenger RNA. Its product is annotated as protein O-mannosyl-transferase Tmtc3-like. Gene Ontology annotation, biological process: protein O-linked glycosylation via mannose. NCBI's taxonomy places the organism in Eukaryota, Metazoa, Arthropoda, Insecta, Coleoptera, Curculionidae. The record is from RefSeq and is a predicted model, not a curated record. The transcript has 12 exons. The coding region runs from base 293 to 3058 and encodes 921 amino acids. Gene Ontology annotation, cellular component: endoplasmic reticulum. Gene Ontology annotation, molecular function: mannosyltransferase activity; protein binding.